Molecule: messenger RNA, 632 nt
Organism: Lucilia sericata (common green bottle fly)
Lineage: Eukaryota; Metazoa; Arthropoda; Insecta; Diptera; Calliphoridae
Product: thioredoxin-2-like
Exons: 1
Coding region: 47-556 (169 amino acids)
Source: RefSeq, a predicted model, not a curated record
UUAAAAAUUUAUUUUUUCUUUCAAAUUUCAUUAUUUUCCCACAAACAUGACCUCCAAUUCCAAAAACAAAACCACGGGCUCAACAACUAAACAAAGACUAUCGGAAGAUUCUACCACUGUUAACAUAACCUCCAAUAUAAAUCUCCUUAUCCUAGCCAAUAAAAAUGAUUUUUAUAAAAUUCUCAAAGAAACCAAUAAUCGUUUGCUGGUAAUUGAAUUCUUUGCCCACUGGUGUGGACCUUGUAAGAUAUUGGCCUCUAAAUUAGAGCAAGUAGCAGAGGCCUAUAAAGGCAAAAUAUUAAUAGUUAAAGUAGAUGUAGAUGAAUUUGAGGAUUUAGCGAUGGAAUACGAUGUUUCCGCCAUGCCCACUUUUAUGCUAAUGAAAAAUCAACAGAAGUUGGAACAAUUCUCGAGUAGUAAUGCACAGACUUUGGAUCAAAAUUUGGAAAAGUAUGCUGGGAAGCCAGAAUUAAGUGGAAAUGGUAAGGGAAGCAGAGGAGCUCAGGAGGGUUUAAAGGACAAGGAUAAACAGAAAAGGGGCAGUAAAAAGGAGUAAAUUUAUAUGUUACACGUUUUUCAUUAAAAUUUUUGUAUACUUUGAACCGAAAAUUUUAAUAAAUUUUGUUAAUAAA